UGGACACCGGUUGAGCGUUGGCCGCCGUAGAUAUCGAGAUGACGAGCGUGGAUGCUGAGCAGGCGUACCUUUCGCCCACGUUCCAGUCCAGCGCUCUGCACGCUCCCAGUGAUGUCCGACGAGCUACUAUCUCUGAUCCCAACUACUCAAGGUACCUGUCUAGCGGGGGACCGGCCAAGUCGGGGAAAAAGCACUCCCCGGACACGACCGAGGUGGAUCGGCCCCGACCGGGAACAGCCGGGCAUCAAUGGGGACGGCACUGGAGCUACGGAGGCAUUGGCUCCAACGUAGCGCACGAGUUCACUCAGUACGAUCCUUACGGACGGCCGUUCGGCAUCCGUGGACAUGAUCACUGGACGACAGGAGCAUCGGUUCUACCAAGGGAUGUCAACAUUGAUGAAAGCUACAAACUGACCGACAUGAAGCGUAGUGACGUCAGGCCCAACGACGAACUGGUACCACGACCACUCUCCGUCAAUCUAGCUAAGGAUCAGGUGAAGAAGAGAUUUCCAGCCGACCAUCCGUUCACCUCGCACACCCUGCAGCGUGAAAUGUUCCCCCGUGUUGAGCCACCCCCGGAGGGUGUACUCGAUGAAGACACUGGCCUGCCGCUCAGGAGGAACACGGGUCCCAUUCCACCGCUCAGUGCACAGACUACGGUGCGACACAAGACCAGGGGAGCGUCUGCCAGACACGAGAAGCUCAUCUUGUUCGACGAGGAGGAGAAAGUCAAGGUCAACCAGAGCCGACCGCUUCCGAACGACGUCUGGGAUGUGGAUCGGUCUGAGCGGCACAAGAGAGCACUGACGUACCCCGCACCACAAGUACUAUACAGCGCUCGUCCCGAGCAGCGCACAAGCAUGACGGUGCGGCCGCGAACGGCCAACGCCCUGGCCAACAUGCAGGACAAGGCGUUCGGCACUACGACGUACGGUGGACAGCACACUGGAAGAGGGCCGCAGCACAUCAGCCACAUUGACGACUACGAGGAGAAGAAGACGAACAAGGAGAUUGCCGACAUGUUUCCCGAGGACAGUGGCGGUGGAAAUUCAGAUGCUCAAACUUGGAAGCCUGGACUGAAGCUGACAACCAAUCACGCCAGCUCUCUGAAACCGGCAUCAGCAAUCUCGCGCAACUCGGCAAUCCCUCCGGCACGGUUCGGUGGUGAUGGCUACACGAGUGGUUACCACGUUGCCAAGCCCCGCGAAGGACGCCACUCGCGCACCACUGCGGCCAACCUGAAAGUGGAGGACGACGCUGCGGCCGAAGAGUACGGAGAGAUCACGGCGGAGGGACACAUGAGACCGGGCACGGCGCGAUGUAGGUCGGCGGGAGCUGUUCGAUUCAGCAACUCCGGUGACAACCCGCCGACGAUGGCCAGUAAGAAACUGAUCAGUGGGAGCCGACCAGGAACACCCUGGGUAAAGCGACCCGGUACAGGUCGGUAUCGCGGUGAUUCAUCAGACGAAGACGACAAACCAGCAACCACUUCAGGUGGUGACGGUGAGACGGAUGGUGAUGACGACGACGGCAGCGAGGAUGAAGUGGAUACUGCUAACAGCACGCCGCGAACUGCUGAUGGAUCCAGUGGUGGGCCUGCACAGCGGCCCUGGUCUGGUUUAGACAAUAGACAGAAGUCGGCGUGCCGCUAUGAUACAUCUAACUUUGCUGACGGAUGGCGACCGGGUACCGGAGUGCCUCGCCCGAGAUCGACGUUUCACGAACGGCAAGACGCGUUCCACAAGUCCUCCGUGCACGAUCAGCUGAACAAGGACUUCCCGGAGAGGCCUCCUGACGUGCGUGAUAACCAACACUUUCCAGGUAACACGCGCCACACAAUACACGGAGCACACAGCUAUUGGUAUCACCAUGGCUGAGUGACCUGCAUACAUACUGCAUACGGAACGCACACGUAUUGCUAUUGGUAUCACCAUGGCUGAGCGACCUGCAUAAUACUGCAUACGGAACGCACACGUAUUGCUACUGGUACCAGCAUGGCUGAGCGACCUGCAUACAUACUGUAUACAGAACGCACACAUAAUAUUAUUGCUAUUGGUAUCAGCAUGGCUGAGCGACUACAUGUACAUAAUAGUGUACACUGACCGCACCCUUAUUGGUAUUACCACGGCUGGGCGACAAGACUGUAUACUUGACUUUUGUACCAACAGUAGCUGUCCAGGGACAACAUUGCUCACUCCACUCAAAGGCCGAUUCACUGUAACAGCUACGAGCAAGAGGGAAUGCACAAUCUCCAACCAGAGUAGCUCAACAUCGUCUCAAAUGCUCAACCGGCGAGAGAGUGAUAAGCUGCGUCAGACCGUACCAGCACAGCCCACCCGUAAGCAUUCUGCCAUCAAACUGAGAUUGCAGCUUGAGCUUCAUAGUUGUAUAGAUCACAUAUACAGCCAAUUUUAAUCUCUUCGGUAAGUCGGUACAUGAGUAGACUGUAGUUGGUGUGCAAAGUCGGGAUUCAUGUGAAGCUUUUACGCAAGUGCCGGAGAGAUCUCUGAUAGUCUGGCAUUGCAAGCUAGCGACCAGUGCUGCUGACAUUAGCUACACUGUAGUGUCUUGUGUACACAUGCCUACAGAGCUAGGCCUAGGGUACACCUUGUGUCCUUUUUGAUAGGGUCUUGAUCGAGUGGUUUUCUAACAAGCCUACUUGUAUGGUUCUAUUGUUUUGUCAAUUUUACAUCACAUGCCGUGGUUAUUUUUCAGGCUGCAGCCAUUAGUCUCAUUGUUGGUCAGUGUAUCCAUGGUGACUAUAAUUAUGUUUACACUGUGCCCUAUGUAUGUACAUAAUCAUGUGAUGGCUGUGACGCAGUGUAACGGAUAAUUCCUAUACCAAGAGUGCAUAAACAAGAGUAUGCAACUGUGGUGAUGGGUCAGUGCGCGGCGCGCUGCCUUCAUUACGUAACUUGCCUUCAUCACGCUCUGAAAGCAUGCAUCAAACUCACAAUUUCUCGUGCGAGCCAGUCCGUUUUUGCUCGAUUCGUUCCGGUACCUACGCGAUAUCUAAAUUAUGGCGCGUGAACUCCAGUUCCGUACGAAAGUUCAUUUCAAACCAGUGGGAAAGUGCGGUGUUUGAUUUUCCUCAGUGCGCGGACUGCAGCUGAAUGAUGUAAUGAAGGCAGCGCGCCGCGCAUCUGGCCCAUAGAAAAGAGAUCACAGUUGCAUACUCUUGUUUAUGGACUCUUGCCUAUACUUAUAAAUGUUUCACAAUACUGAGCGCUGAGAAAUUUCUCGCUGCUGACAGUCAGUGUCUCAGGCGGCAUGAACGUUAGUGCA
This is a messenger RNA of Sycon ciliatum, 3285 nucleotides long. RefSeq lists its product as uncharacterized. Lineage: Eukaryota; Metazoa; Porifera; Calcarea; Leucosolenida; Sycettidae. The record is from RefSeq and is a predicted model, not a curated record. The transcript is spliced from 8 exons. Gene Ontology annotation, cellular component: centrosome. The coding region runs from base 39 to 1877 and encodes 612 amino acids.